ACAGCUGAUUUCAUAAAGCAAAUUCUUGGGAAGUUGUGUAAAAUCACUAAGAGACAUACUCAAGGUCCAUAGGGAAUCUCUUAAUCUAUGAGGAGGGAAGUCAUUUAUGAGCGGCGCUGGACUUUCAUUCAUAUGACAAUGUCAGCAUGGAUAUUACUGCUCACUGCGGGUGUGUCAGUCCUGGGACUGUCCUGGGGUCAGCGGACUGAACCCAUGUUUGCCUCAGUAACUCAGAGUGUUUUCCCGCCGGACUAUGAGAAUAACCCUACGCAGCUCAACUAUGGCGUGGCUGUCACUGACGUGGAUGGAGACGGAGAUCUGGAGAUGUUUGUUUCAGGCUACAAUGGCCCAAAUCUGGUGUUGAAGUAUGACAGUUUCAAGAAGAGGCUUGUUAACAUUGCGGUUGACAACCGCAGUUCUCCAUACUAUGCACUCAGAGAUCGACAGGGCAAUGCCAUUGGAGUGACAGCAUGUGACAUAGAUGGUGAUGGCAGAGAGGAAAUUUACGUCCUUAACACUAAUAAUGCCUUCUCAGGGAGAGCAACGUACACUGACAAGCUCUUUAAGUUUCGUAAUGGCCGGUUUGAGGAUCUCCUGAAUGAUGACAUAAAUGAGCACAGAGACGUUGCCAAUCGCGUGGCUGGCCGGUCAGUCGCAUGUGUGGACAGAAAGGGAACAGGUCGUUAUUCCAUCUACAUUGCUAAUUAUGCCAGCGGAACUGUAGGUCCACAUGCUCUGAUUGAAAUGGAUGAAAGUUCAAGUGACCCGUCCAAGGGAAUCAUUGCACUGUCAAACGUGGCUGAGCAGGCCGGAGUCAACAAGUUCACAGGGGGACGGGGGGUUGUGGUGGGUCCCAUUCUCAGUCAGACCCUUCCUGAUAUUUUCUGUGACAAUGAGUACAGCCCUAACUUCCUGUUUCGGAACAACGGAGAUGGUACAUUUACAGAUGUGGCAGCACAAGCGGGGGUUGAUGACCCGAUGCAGCAUGGCCGUGGAGUGGCAUUAGCAGAUUUUAAUCGGGAUGGGAAAACAGACAUUGUCUAUGGAAACUGGAAUGGGCCCCAUCGUCUGUUCCUACAGCUCAGCAAUAAUCGCAAGCAAAGAUUUAAGGACAUCGCCACACAGAAGUUUUCCAUGCCAUCUCCUGUUCGCACUGUCAUCGCAGCGGACUUUGAUAAUGACAAUGAACUGGAAGUUUUUUUCAACAACAUUGCCUACAGAGGACCAUCAGCCAACAGACUCUUCAGAGUUUCUCGGAGAGAACACGGAGAUCCACAGAUCGAGGAGCUGAACAUCGGGGAGGCCGCCGAACCAGAGGGACGGGGAACCGGAGCAGCUGUGACUGAUAUUGAUGGAGAUGGGCAGCUGGAUCUUUUGGUGAUGCACGGGGAAAGUGCAGCUCAACCCAUCUCUGUGUAUCGAGUCACUCAGGGCUCAUCUAAUAAUUGGCUCCGUGUGAUUCCACGCACACAAUUUGGGGCUUUUGCUCGUGGGGCAAAGGUGAUAGUCUACACCAAGCGAAAUGGCCCUCACACACGCAUCAUAGAUGGAGGAUGGAGGAUCAUUGUGCUUGUGUGGGGUGGGUUCGGUUGCUUUGUUCUCGGGUCGCCGAGUAGCGGGAAAACAAGUGUUCGCUCUGCUGACUCAUUACAGAGAAACAAUUAUGAUGUAAUGCCAGGUCAUGUUCAGUGGGGGGCUUCGGGUCUCAGUAACAUAAUCCACCGUGUGGAGGCCGGUUCCUUGAAUAUCCUCAUAGACUGGAGGACCAGAGAGAAGCCUGCAGGUGCAGCAGCCGGUGGCAGCAGAUGGGACCUUUUCCCCACGGCUCAUCCAUGUUACAGAUGUUUGGAGACACAUAGCUUCAUCUGGGAGCUAUCGGACAGAUUUGUGGCAGGAGUAGGCUGCCAGCUGGAAGCUCCCACCAAACAGCAGACAGAUUUCAUCGGUCUGGCAUGUGAGAACCUCAUUGCUUUAAUGCCUCAGUGGCUGCUAUGCCAGAAACUCUCUGACUACGUGGUCUGUGCCAAACCAGAGCCUAGUCCAACCUGGCUAUUGCCGAGAAACUUCUUGGGAGGGCCCUUUUUCCAGAAUGUUGUGUGUUGUGUGGUGUGGAGUCUGGUGAUAUGUGAUAUGAACAAAGUGAUGGAGAUCUAUUACCCUGAGCAUGAGGAGGAGGCGACCCUAGUGGUGGAGAUUGAAUGUGGACCAGGAUUUGAGGUCAAUGAAAAUGGCCGCUGCACUGACCAAGAUGAGUGCACACAGUUCCCAUCUGUCUGUCCCUCUGAGCGACCACCCUGCACCAACACCGACGGGAGCUUCAAGUGCCGUGCAAACAAGAGGUGUAACCAGGGAUACGAGCCUAAUGAUGAAGGAACAGCAUGUGUAGCCCAGGUGGCUUAUUUUGGAGGAAACAGAUCCUCAGCCUCCAAGCUCUUGGCUUCUCAUCUUCGGCCUCUCCUACUAACUCUUCUCACUGUCUUUACGGCUUGCUUGGGGGCAUGAAGGGCAGUGCCUCUCCUCUCCUGACAUCUCUUCCACCCUGCUUGGUCUCUGAUUCUCUGCUUUUCUUUUGUCUUCGCACUGAGGUGUUUGAGAGUCAGCUGUAAAAUGAACUCUCCAUGGACCUGUCGCUUCUGCAAUGUCGUCACUAACAGACCUGUAUAAAUAAUGCUUCGCUUUCCAGAUGGGAACCACAAAAGAUCCCUGUUUUUAAGACAAACAAGCAUUCCCACUCCAUCUAGAUUGAGGAAAAAUCAAAGACCUUCAUAUUCAUCAACUGUGAUGUGGGAUAAGAUUGUCAUUGUAAUAAUCUUUAUAAAAGGCCGUGUCCCAGCGUGUUACAGGUGAUUAUGAUUUCUAGUGCAUUCAGUCUCAUAUCGGCAGCAGCGUGCUAGCAGGUUUUCCAUGAGAGCAUAUGCCCGGCCAUCUGUUUCACGCAAGGUUACAUUCCUUGUGCUCUGAAUAAUACAUUCACAAGAGAUUCAUAUUGUACACUUUUGACCCUCAUCAGUACUCAUGACUGCCCUUGGGAUCUGUGCAUGAUUUUGGCAUGGAUGAGUAUUGCAAAACACAGUUUCAUUUAGCAAAAUGUUGUUCAGAUUUAUACAUGCGGGAUUUCACAGUGAUCUAGCUGCAAAAACAUAGACCCAGACCAAAUUUGUGAAGUAAAACUUCUUGGUUGUUGCUUUGAUUAGAUAUGAUGUCUAUUUAUUUAAUAAUUUGCAAUGACCACAACCAAAAAAAUUAUGUAAAUACUUAACAUAUUUUAACUUUGAAAUAUACAGUUA
Cyprinus carpio (common carp) is the source of this 3287-nucleotide messenger RNA. RefSeq names its product cartilage acidic protein 1-like. Gene Ontology annotation, molecular function: calcium ion binding. Gene Ontology annotation, biological process: axonal fasciculation. The coding region runs from base 88 to 2502 and encodes 804 amino acids. NCBI's taxonomy places the organism in Eukaryota, Metazoa, Chordata, Actinopteri, Cypriniformes, Cyprinidae. The record is from RefSeq and is a predicted model, not a curated record. The transcript is spliced from 18 exons.